Messenger RNA from Symbiodinium sp. CCMP2592, 441 nucleotides. The record is from the annotation of a GenBank genome assembly. Lineage: Eukaryota; Dinophyceae; Suessiales; Symbiodiniaceae.
AUGAAGAGUACAACAAGUACAACCACAACCACGCCCUCGACUACGACAACCACGACGUCACAGGAGGAGGGACCGCCGGCACAGCCACGUCGUCUCUCCUCCUAUGACGAUUUGGGCUCCGACUACGCCUAUGGGUCUUUGAUGCACAUGCCUAUGUUCGAGUGGCACGACCAGGAAAGCGAGAGGCGACGGGAGCAGAAGGGGGAGAGCUGCCGCAUCCACGGCCACUUCGAUGUGAACAGGGUUCCUGGCAACUUCCACAUCGGCACUCAUGGCGCCUCCGUUCCAUCGUACUUGACAUUCUACGAUGAGCCGUCCCCUCCACAGCAGAAUAUGCGGCACACCAUCCACAAGUUGGCCUUUGUGGACACCGUGGAAAACUUUUUCGUGGACCUGAAGCAGCCCAUUGACAGCUCCUUCGGUAAGUCCUUACAGGCUUGA